AUGAAGAAGGAUGCUGCGUACUAUGAGAGCAACAUCAAUAUCCGAGUGCCGAAUCCUUUCCUUCGACAUCGUCGUCAACUCGAGACUGAGAAAUUUGGCGAAGAUCUGAGACCGGAGUCCAAGGUUGUAUCUCCGAUAGCUCGACGAAAACAGGUCCGACUGGUCAGAAAAUAUCCUGCACUCCUACUUCCUCCCUCCGUUCGUAAUCCAGUAACACCCCCUCCGAUAAAGAUGGACAUUGAAGGACUGGGUGUGAGGUAUAUACGGUAUGGUCCAGAUUGGAAACUGUUCCCCGAGAUCAAGAAGGGAAUGUAUGCUGGCAGAGCCAUCAUUUUCAAAGGACACAAGAGAGAGAGGAUACGGGAGGUCAGAAGGCAGGAGAUUGCGGAGAGGGUUGCCGGUAUGGACGAGCGUGUACGAAAAUGGAGAGAGGCGAAGGCAGAGGAGAAGAGGAGAAGCACACCAGCCAUGCCCUGGUAA
Molecule: messenger RNA, 480 nt
Organism: Kockovaella imperatae
Lineage: Eukaryota; Fungi; Basidiomycota; Tremellomycetes; Tremellales; Cuniculitremaceae
Exons: 2
Coding region: 1-480 (159 amino acids)
Source: RefSeq, a predicted model, not a curated record